This is a messenger RNA of Dermatophagoides pteronyssinus (European house dust mite), 1115 nucleotides long. Its product is annotated as purine nucleoside phosphorylase-like. Gene Ontology annotation, biological process: nucleoside metabolic process. Gene Ontology annotation, molecular function: purine-nucleoside phosphorylase activity. Gene Ontology annotation, cellular component: cytoplasm. Lineage: Eukaryota; Metazoa; Arthropoda; Arachnida; Sarcoptiformes; Pyroglyphidae. The record is from RefSeq and is a predicted model, not a curated record.
UGAAGCUUUGAUUUGUUUUUCCGUACUAAAUAAUUUUUUGUUUUUUACUUCUGUGAUUGAAAAAAAUGGAUAAUUUAUUGUUAAAUAUAAAAUCCUAUUUGGCUAAAUCUAAAUCGCCAAUCAAAUCUAAACAUAAUCAUCAUAAUAAUCAUCAAAAUUUAAAUCAUAAUCAUCAUCAGAAUCAAAAUUCUCAUUCACCAGAAUCAAAUGAUGAUAAUCAUCGCAUUACACAUGAAGAAAUUGAUGAAUCCGUUAAGUAUUUACAAACAAAAGUAUCGAUUAAACCUACUAUUGGUAUUAUUUGUGGAUCUGGACUGGGUGGUCUGGCCAAUCUGAUUACCGAACCAAUUUCAAUUGAAUAUAAAGACAUACCUCAUUUUCCUGUUAGUACAGUUCAUGGUCAUGCUGGAACAUUAGUAUUUGGUUAUCUUGGCAAAGCGCCUAUCGUUUGUAUGAAAGGAAGAAUUCAUGCAUAUGAAGGUUAUUCAUUAGCCAGAUGUACAUUUCCAAUUCGUGUUAUGAAAGGAUUAGGUGUUGAAACAUUAAUCGCUACGAAUGCUGCCGGUGGUUUGAAUGAAAAUUUCAAUGUAACCGAUAUUAUGAUGAUUAAAGAUCAUAUUUUUUUCCCUGGAUUUUCCGGUAAUAAUCCAUUACGUGGUCCAAAUGAUGAUCGUUUUGGUAUCCGAUUUCCAGCUAUGAAUACUUGUUAUGAUCCGAAAUUAAUGAAAUUAGCUGAAAAUGCUAUUGAAAAAUUGAAAAUUGAAAAACAUUUUCGUAAAGGUGUUUAUGUUAUGGUUGGUGGACCAAAUUUUGAAACAGUUGCUGAAGCAAAAUUUUUACGUAUGAUUGGUUGUGAUGCUGUUGGUAUGAGUACUGUACACGAAACAAUGGUUGCACAUCAUUCUGGUAUGCGUGUUAUAGCAUUUUCAUUGAUUACAAAUAAAAUUGUUACCGAUUAUGAUUCCGAUGAUAAAGCUAAUCAUGAAGAAGUAUUAGCCGCUGCUAAAGAACGAUCAAAUGAUUUUGAAAAUUUAAUUCAAGAAAUUGUUAACAAUAUUCAAAAUGAUCAAAUUGUUGCUGAUAAUUAAUUUAUAUAAUAUCGUGAUGUUUAUCAU